Prorocentrum cordatum is the source of this 1149-nucleotide messenger RNA. The record is from the annotation of a GenBank genome assembly. NCBI's taxonomy places the organism in Eukaryota, Dinophyceae, Prorocentrales, Prorocentraceae.
GGGUGAGGGGUAAGUAAUCUGAGAAAACUGCAGGAUGCGGGGCGCGCGGGGCACCUCGCUGGCGGCAGGCUUGUUGCUGGCACCCGUGGGCCGCCUUUAAACAUAACCCCCAGCAAGUUAGGCCAACCGCAGACAUGCGUAAUAUCACGAUCAGAGCUCCCCCCCUACUUGAGCAGGGCACUCCGUUGUGCGUGCCCCGUCUCAGCGCAUGCUCCGGCCCGCCCUCAGCACGGAAACGAUCGCUCCACGACUGGGGCUCAGGCGUGGAGGAGGAGGAGGACGAGGAGGAGAAGGCGAGGGAGGAGGAGGAGGACGAGGAGGACGAGGAGGAGGAGGAGGAGGAGGAGGAGCACGCGGAGGAGGAGGAGGAGCACGGUGCUCAGGCGUGCUGUGCAGAGGCACCGUCGGCCUGCUCGCCCCCGCCGACGAGCUGGAAGCCGCGGCGGCGCCGGCAGAGCACCGCCGCCGCUGCGGCGGCCACAGCUCCCGCGGAGAGCAUCGCCAGGGAGCCUCCGAGGGCGAGCCUUGGCGCGCCGACGUUGCUGUCGGCGUCGGCCACGACGUACAGGCGGCCCGGGUUCACCGAGACGUUCUUGAGGUCCUCGGGCACCCAUCGCAUGGUCGAUGAGGCCAUCCUUCAUGCCGUUUAGCUCGGACUCGUGCUCGGCGAAGAAGUUCGUGGUCAGGUCCCCUGCGAGGGAGGCCAGCCCCCCGAGGUCGAUCGAGCCGUUCGUGAGGUUGUCGAGCUUCUCGGUCAGCUCCUGGAUGCACUCCGCAGUGAGAUUCUCAUUGCUGUCCCCCUCCUCUGAGGAGUAUCGGUCGAGGAUCUCUGUCUCACAGUCCCUGCCUUGGAUCUGCGUAUCGUUACCAAUUAAUUUCUCGCACUCCUCCUUCGCUUUCUGCGCCAAGGUUUCCUUUACGCCAUCGAAGAACUCGCCUGACUUGAACCCGCAGGCAUGUUCGAUUAUGGCGUUGAUGCCCUCCUCGAAGCAACCCUGCAAAGUCAUGGCGGUGAUGAGGCCACCAACCAUCCCAGAGAGAACACGGGGACGGAGAAGAGCCAUCGAACUUCAAACUGAGGGCCCUUGAUUUUCACGUCACAGCCUGCGAGACGGCUAACCAGGACUCGAUUGGAAGCCUUGAGCCAAA